Penicillium antarcticum is the source of this 2376-nucleotide messenger RNA. RefSeq names its product multicopper oxidase abr1 (gene abr1). The transcript has 3 exons. Lineage: Eukaryota; Fungi; Ascomycota; Eurotiomycetes; Eurotiales; Aspergillaceae. Gene Ontology annotation, molecular function: copper ion binding; ferroxidase activity. Bases 1 to 2376 code for a protein of 791 amino acids. The record is from RefSeq and is a predicted model, not a curated record. Gene Ontology annotation, cellular component: high-affinity iron permease complex. Gene Ontology annotation, biological process: cellular response to iron ion starvation; reductive iron assimilation.
AUGGCCAGAUUCGGGUUGCUUGCGCUGGCCUCCUGGCUCGGCCUUGCGGCGGCCAAGGAUGUUUACCUCGAUUGGAACGUUACUUGGGUCAAUGCCUCCCCAGAUGGCUUUGAGCGUCCUGUCAUUGGUAUCAAUGGCGAAUGGCCUUGUCCCCAGAUCGAUGUCGAUAUGGGUGACCGCCUCAUCGUCGAUGUAUACAACGGUCUUGGAAACGAGUCCACUGGUAUCCAUUGGCACGGAUUCCACCAGUAUGCUACUGGUGUGAUGGAUGGAGCCAGUGGUGUGACUCAAUGUCCUAUUGCUCCUGGCUCGCACAUGCAAUAUCACUUCGAUAUCAACCAAACCGGAACUUACUGGUAUCACUCCCACAAUAUGGCUCAAUACCCCGAUGGAUUCCGCGGUCCUUUGAUUGUCCACGAUCCCAACGUUCCCUUUGCAUAUGAUGACGAGUUCACAAUUACCCUGACCGACUGGUACCACCAGCAGAUGCCUGAUCUGCUCAAUGCAUAUGAGUCUGAGUCCAACGCGCAGGCCUUCCAUGGCAACGAGCCUCUUCCCGACUCUGCGUUGAUCAAUGACGCGAGCGAUACCAAGAUCAAGGUCCUUCCCAACAAGACCUACCUGGUACACAUCAUCGCUCUUGGAAACUGGCCCGGCCACACCUGGGUCUUUGACGGCCAUGAGAUGACCGUAGUCGAGGUGGACGGUGUCUACGUUGAGCCCUACGCCGCUGGAGACAAAUUCCUGCGUAUUGGAAACGGACAGCGCGUCAGUGUCUUGAUCCAUACCAAGCCCGACACCAGCAGGAACUUUGCCAUCUGGGACACCAUGGAUGUGAACAUGAUGUUCUUCUUCGAAGGCCGCGACAUUCCUCCUGGAUACAACCCCAACGCCACCGCCUGGUUGGUCUAUGAUGAAGCCAAGCCUCUACCGGCUCCCCCAGUCUUCGGCACCGACUUCGUGUUCGUCGAUGAUCUCGACUUCGUGCCCAGGGACCGUGAGCCCAUCCUCGAACCGGUGAACCAUCAGAUCGUCCUGAACACUGGCAGCCGACGCAUCAACGGCGUCCAGCGUUUCACUGUGAACAACGAGACCUACAUGCCUCCCCAGGUCCCAACCCUGUACACCGCGAACACCGUCGGCCCCGAGCUUGCCUCCAACCCCGAGGUCUAUGGCCAAGUCAACCCCUUCGUGGUGAAGCACGGCGACAUUGUUGAAAUCGUCAUCAACAACCGCCACAACAACCUGCACCCAUGGCAUUUGCACGGCCACCAGUUCCAAGUCCUGCAGCGCUCCGACAUUGGCGCUGGUGACUACAAGAGCCUGGGCCCCAAUGUUUCCAAGACCCCUGUCAGACGCGACACUAUCAUGGUCCAGAACAAUGGUCACGCCGUCCUUCGCUUCCGCGCCGACAACCCCGGUGUCUGGCUCCUCCACUGCCACAUCGAGUGGCACGUCGAGGCCGGCCUCAUGGCUACCAUUAUCGAGGCUCCCGAGACUUUCCCCGGAUCCGAGAAUGCUCCCCCUAAUAGCCACUAUAAUGUCUGCGCUGCUUAUCCCGCUCCUUACAGUGGCAAUGCUGCGGGCAAGGAUGGUACCGAUCUCAGUGGUCUCGACAACACCGUCACCCCUGGAAGCAACGGUGCGCUCUAUCACGGCAAGGCAAAGGAUGCCCACACUCCCACAGUUGCUCAGUCUCCCAAGCCUACUACUGCCCAGGCCCCUGCGCCCAAGCCAACCACUGCCCAGGCUCCCGCUCCCAAGCCCCCUGCGCCUAAGCCCGCUGCUCCCCAGCCUCCAGCCCAACAGACACCUGCUCCUAAGCCUGCUGCACCUGCUCCCAAGCCUGCUGCCCCCAAGCCCGUCGCUGACGCGGCCGUCCCUCCCACGCCUCAUUCGCCGGAACCCCAGGAGCCCGUUCCUCAAGCGCCCCACCAUGCUCCUGCUCCUGAGCCCGAGUAUUCCCCCGAGGAGUACUACUACUACCCUCCUCCCCACGAUGAGCCAGUGCACGUCCACUCAGACGAACACGACGGACCCUGGCCAGCCCCCCACGCAGACCACAGCCACGUCCAAGAGGGCGAGACAAACUCGCACUACCCAGGCAAACCAAUCAUCGCCGAUUCCCAGGAUACAAAGGGUCCCUGGCCAAAUGCGCACAACGACCAGUCGCACGCCCAAAUUGGCAACCCUAACGAUCCCUCGACUGACCCUAUCGUCGCUCACAACGAGGGCUCCAAGGGUCUCUGGCCUCACCCGUACAACAAUGACGGAUAUGUCACUGAGGGUGGACAUAGCAUCCACACGCAUGAUUCUGGUCCCGACGAUCUGCCUGAUGGGUUCAAGGGCUGGGAGCAGUAUGAGCAUAUUCAAUAG